Molecule: messenger RNA, 1341 nt
Organism: Symbiodinium natans
Lineage: Eukaryota; Dinophyceae; Suessiales; Symbiodiniaceae
Source: the annotation of a GenBank genome assembly
AUGGAAAAUAUCGAUGGGGAAGCUACUUGGAAGUCGCAGUCGGGUCCAGUGGCAUCCAAGUCAGUCCGGCACCCCGUGAUCACCUACAGCUGCACCAUCAAGGCGUGCAGCAAUUGCAGCUUGUGGCAGCUGGGAGUACAGCUUUUGCGCCUGAUGAAGGAGCGGGACGUACCUCCAGACACGAUUUGCUUCAACAGCGCGUUAAGCUCCAGAGGUUCCAGAGCCGAGCCUCUGCUGCCUCCUAAGGAGGAUUUCAACUCGUCAUGGUGGCAGCGCUCGGUGAGCUUGCUUGAUGCUAUGGUCGUUGCAGGCCGAGCGGGUCCGGAUGCAGUCAGUUUCAGCACGACAGUUCUCCACUGUGACGAGGCAUCGGCUUGGAGCUCUGCGGUGGCUUUGCUCCGUUGUGCCCGGCCCCUCCGCGUGAAACCUGACCUGCGCGCAGACGAGGCCUGGCGGUGGGCCUUGCAGCUGGUCGCUUGGUUGAAUCAGAUCAUUUGCAGCUGUAAGAGCUCAGAGCCUUGGCACGUGGCCCUGGAGCUCUUGAGCAUACUGCGCAUCGCACGGGUGGCAAUGGAUCCCAGCGUCUGGGCUGGCUCCGACGCGAUGCUCAGCUCAUUGGAGAGGGGCCAUUGGCAGGCGGCACUGCUGAUGAGGACUUCCACUGCGACGCACUCUCCAGACCCAGCAGUUCCGUGGGGCGCCGCGCUGGGUCUGCUGUCGGGAAUCCGAGCGAGCAGGGCACACCCAACAGAACACAGUUUCAACGCUGCCAUCAGUGCCUGCGAAGCUUCGGCACAUUGGCAGCUUGCCUCUCAAUUGUUGGCGAUGAUGGCAAGCUUUGUGGCGAUCCCUGGCACAAUCAGCUACAAUGCCACAAUCUCGGUGUGCGAGAAAGCCUGGAGAUGGGAGUAUGCUUUGCACCUCUUCUCACAGAUGGAGUCGGUGCAGGUGUUUCGCGAUGUGAUCACCUACAGCGCAGCCAUUAGUGCGUGCGCGAAUGGUGCACAGUGGUUCCCUUCUUUGGCUUUGCUCGCGCAGAUGGAGCAUCAAGAAGUUCUGCCCACAGACUUCACCUACAACGCAUUGAUCACGGCCUGCGGCCGCGCGGGCCACUGGGAGCUGGCAUUGUGGUUCCUGCACAGGCAAUCCGUGGACCAGAUGCCGCUGGAGGUCAUCAGCUACAAUGCCGCCAUCAGCGCCUGUCAGAAGGCUUCGCAGUGGGCCAAGGGUCUGUACCUUCUCGCAUGCAUGACCCUCCUUGAAGUGGAGCCGAACGAGAUCAGCUUUACUGCAGCCGUCAGUGCCUGUGAGCAAGCCUGCCGAGAUGCAGCUCCAGAUUGA